AUGAAAAUUUUUCAUAAAGUUUUUUUCUUCCUUUUUUUAAUUUCUCUUUUUAUGAAAGUAAGUUUUUGUUUAUAUAAGGAUAUUGAAGAAAUUAUAACAGUUGAUAGUCUUAAUAAAUUUGAAGAAUUACUAGCAUCAAAGAAAGUUUGCGUUGUUCAAUUUUACGCAACUUGGUGUAGGGUAUCAAGAGGAUUUGCAAAUGAUUUUGUAAGCAUAUCAAAAGCAUUAAAAGAUGAUGUAACAUUUAUAGCUAUUAAAAAUGAAGAAAUAGCUAAUAAAUAUGGGAUUGAAAUAUAUCCAAGCUUGCAACUUUUUUUUGUAAAUGGAAAUAAAAAAGAAGUUGAAAAAUUUGAUGGCAAUUAUAAAAUUAAAGAUGUGGUUACCUUUAUAUAUGAUUCAAUAAAAAAUUAUCGCUUAAGAGAGUUAAAUAUAGAUACUAGUAAAAAUAAAAGUUCUUAUAAGAAAAAUUCUAAAAAUAAAAAUGAUGGGAAAGUAAUUAUAUUAAAUGAUAAAAAUUUUGAUAAAAAUGUUUUACAAAAUGAUGAUAAUGUGUGGUUUGUCUUUUUUUAUGCACCAUGGUGUGGUCACAGCAAACCAAUACAUCCAAUGUUUGAUGAGCUAGCUAAAAAAGUAUCUCAUUUAAAAAAUGCGAAAAUAGCUAAAAUAGAUGCAACAGUAGAACAAAGAACAGCGCAAACCUAUAGAAUAAGUCAUUACCCAUCUUUUCGCUUAUUCCCAGCUGGAAAUAAAAAUUCUCAUAGUGCUAUAGAUUAUAAUGAUUCAAGAACAAUAGAAGAUUUAUAUCAAUUUUUUUUAAAACAUUAUGUAGAAAAAAAAGAGCUAAUUCAAUUAACUUCUCAACAAGUUUUUGAUGAAUAUUGUGAAAAAGGUGUCUGUCUUUUAGCAUUUUUACCAAAUAAAGAAGACACAGAGCCUACUUAUUUUAAAUCUUACAUUAGUAUUUUAAAAAAUGUUCUUAAGGAUGUAAACAAUUUACCUGUUACAUUAAUGUGGACACAAGCAGGUGAUCAGUUAGAUAUUGUUCAGAAGUUAAAUUUAACAUUUGGUUUUCCUACUGUUAUUGCUUUAAGUUUUUCAAAAAAUGUUUAUUCAAUUUUAAAAGGAAACUAUUCUGAAUCAUCUAUAAAAAAUUUUAUUACUCAAAUGAUGAUGGGAAAAUCUUCAGUUGAAAAUUUAGUGACAUUUACUGUUAAAGAUACUCCUAAAUUUACUUUUGAUAAUAUGAAUGAAAUUAAUACAGAAUUAUAA
Messenger RNA from Plasmodium gallinaceum, 1269 nucleotides. Its product is annotated as protein disulfide isomerase, putative. Gene Ontology annotation, cellular component: endoplasmic reticulum lumen. Gene Ontology annotation, biological process: response to endoplasmic reticulum stress. Gene Ontology annotation, molecular function: protein disulfide isomerase activity; protein-disulfide reductase activity. The record is from RefSeq and is a predicted model, not a curated record. NCBI's taxonomy places the organism in Eukaryota, Apicomplexa, Aconoidasida, Haemosporida, Plasmodiidae. The transcript has a single exon. The coding region runs from base 1 to 1269 and encodes 422 amino acids.